This is a messenger RNA of Branchiostoma floridae (Florida lancelet), 2741 nucleotides long. Its product is annotated as hsp90 co-chaperone Cdc37-like. Lineage: Eukaryota; Metazoa; Chordata; Leptocardii; Amphioxiformes; Branchiostomatidae. Gene Ontology annotation, cellular component: cytoplasm. Gene Ontology annotation, molecular function: heat shock protein binding; protein-folding chaperone binding; protein kinase binding. Gene Ontology annotation, biological process: protein stabilization; protein folding. The coding region runs from base 94 to 1293 and encodes 399 amino acids. The record is from RefSeq and is a predicted model, not a curated record. The transcript has 11 exons.
UUUAAAACUCCCUAUUUUACUUAAUGUAUAAGUCCGAUUAGCUCUCGUUUUCUCUCACAUGUUCACGCGAGAGAGAACUUCAUUCUCAUUUUCAUGAUGGCGAGACCUCUGGAUUACAGCCGAUGGGAUCACAUCGAGGUGUCAGAUGAUGAGGAUGAGACUCAUCCUAACGUGGACACGCAGAGUCUCUUCAGAUGGCGCCACCAGGCCAGGGUGGAGCGCAUGGAGGAACAGAAGAAAGAGAGGCAGGACUUAGAACGGGGUUCAGUUGACACCAAAAGGAAGCUAGAGGAAGCCAGGAAGAAGUUAGAAGACCUGUCAGCUUGUGCUGAAGCAGAGACAAAAGAAGAGGUUGAGGCACAGGUGUUGAAGCUGCAGAUGGAGAUGAGUGAGCUACAGAAACAGGAGAAAGAGUGGAAACAGAAGGAGGAGGAACUCACCAAGAAGGAGAAGCUGACACCAUGGAAUGUGGACACCCUCAGUAAAGACAAGUGGGAGAAAACAGUCAUCAAUAAGAAACCUGCCAAGAAGGCGGACCCAACAGAGGAUGAGAAGGAGGAGAUGCAGAGAACGUUUGUGGAGAAGAACGAGAAGCUGUGUAAGAAGUUUGGGAUGUUUAAGAAGUAUGAUGACUCCAUGCAGUUUCUGGGGGACCACCCGGAGCUGGUGUGUGACGAGUGUGCAAACUACCUGGCCAUCUGGUGCAUCAACCUGCAGGUGGAGGAGAAAACUGCCCUGAUGGAACAAGUAGCCCACCAGACUAUCAUCAUGCAGUAUAUCCUAGAGUUAGCCAAGAGCCUGGACGCAGACCCCCGGGCGUGUGUCAAGCCUUUUUUCUCAAGAAUCAAAACAGCAGACAAGCAGUACACAGAUGCUUUCACUGAUGAACUGGAGUCCUUCAAAGUCAGAGUCAGAGGCCGAGCAGAGGCUCGCAUCGAGAGAGCCAUGAAAGAAGCAGAAGAGGAGGAAAGACAAAAGAGACUGGGACCAGGGGGCCUGGAUCCCGUCGAAGUCUUUGAAUCUCUUCCACAGGUGUUGAAGGAUUGUUUUGAGAAGCAGGACAUCCCCAUGUUACAGAAGGCCAUCACUGAGCUGCCCGAGGAGGAUGCCAGACAUCACAUUGACAGGUGUAUCAAGGCAGGGCUGUGGGUUCCCCAGGACACAACAACACCUCCUCCCACAGAACACACGGUUUCCCACCAAGGCACCAGACGAGAACGCGGACACGGUUUUACGGCGGAGAAAAGCGACGGAAGACGGAGAGCCGGACAGCGACCAGGAGGAAGACGAUAGUCCUGAAGACGAUAAGCCAGAGGGAUGGCAGUGUCGUAUACAGUAGUGAUUGGCAGUGGUUUCCAUGACAGCAGAACAUUUAUUUCAGCUUACUCCAUGAGUUUGCACUUCAGAAACUUGAGUAAAACUUCACAGUCCAGCCAGCAAUCCAUUUUCUUGAGAAGUGUGAGUGAAGUGAUGGAGAAAAAGUGUGGAUACUUGAAAACGCAGUUCAUGCUACACUUACUGGCAGGCAAUCAAGGAUUGUAACAGCUUUGGACUAGCCUGAAAUCUACACUCUGCUUCAUGGAAACCACGGAAUUGGUCAAUUUCAUUUUACAUUUCAAAGACUCUUUCUGUUCCAGCCCUCUCAGUUUCACUACAGCAUCCCGGAUCAAAAACAUCAAAGAAAUCUGGCUUUAUUUUCUUCCCGACGUGGAUUGUUUAUUACAAAAGUUCCUCUGUUCCCCCCAUAGAUACCACAUGAAGCGGUGUGUAGACUCAGGCCUGUGGGUACCAAACGCUAACGACAAACCACCAGAAGAAAAGCCAGCAGAGGAGGAGGAAGAAGUGUAUGAAAAAGUGCCAGAUGAUGAUGUUGAUUAGCACUUGAACUUAACAACUUAGUGGAAUUGUUACAAUAAGAUGUAGAGUUAAAAUGUGUAUGGUCACUACCACCUUCAGAUUAUAGAAUGUUUAUUUUGUAAAAGGUGUUAAAGAUGUAUGUGGUACAUGUACAUGUAGGACAACCACUCGGACACAAGGCUAUGUACAAGUACUUAAACUGUAACAGUUCAGUAACAAAAUGUAAACAUAUAACAGUAAAAAUUCGGAUUGUAUAAUCUAAGUUGCAUCAAUUACAGUAAUACAUGUGUAAGAGACAGCUACAUAUGUAAGAGACACUCACAAUUGCUCUGAGUAUAUAAUAGCCUGGGUGCCAUCUUAUGAAGUAUCCCUGGUCUUAAUCUUUUUGCAUGUUAAAUCAGUGGUUUCCAAGCAACUUGAGCUAGCAGUUACUACAGGGGAUGAUGCCCAGGCUAAGUGUAUAUGCUUUAAUCUCCAAGCAGAUCCUACGGUGAUCCUACAAGAUAGUAUCAAAGCUGCCCAAGGAGUGUAGCCGGCUAAGGGAGUCAAACGGGCACCGAAGAAGUUUGAUACUAUACAUUACGCACCGUGGAUCUGGUUGGGGAUUAUAUAUGCUUCACAAUCACAUAUUUGUGCAGUACAUGAGUGUACAAUUCAAACAAUAGUUAUUCGUUUAUUCACCUAAUGAGAAGAAAGAACUUUUCUUGAUUUUUUCCCCAAUAAUGAGGACUCAAUAUACAAGAAACUAUCAAACAGAUCUCUUGUUUUCUUACGGAAGGUUUAAUGCUGUAGUUGAUUACAGUUGUUAUGUUAUGUGUAAGUUGUCAAUGUUGGUAACUACUGUGCUUCCCUACCCUGCAGGUAAAUAAAAAGAUGCUUGUACA